Messenger RNA from Jatropha curcas, 869 nucleotides. Its product is annotated as ferredoxin, root R-B2. The record is from RefSeq and is a predicted model, not a curated record. Gene Ontology annotation, molecular function: electron transfer activity; 2 iron, 2 sulfur cluster binding. Gene Ontology annotation, biological process: electron transport chain. NCBI's taxonomy places the organism in Eukaryota, Viridiplantae, Streptophyta, Magnoliopsida, Malpighiales, Euphorbiaceae.
UCUGCGUUUGGCCGCCUGUCUUUCAAAAGAUUCCAAAAGCCACCUCUCUCUCUCUCUCUCUAGACUUCUCGUUCUUUUUAGCUAUAAAUACCUAACCACCUCGUGUUUUCCGCUUGUCAAGCCCAUAAGCCUAAUCUGAGUCCUGACCAUCGAACUCUCGUGUUUCCUCUUUGAUCUUCUACUAACUCGGGGUAAAAAUGGCAACUGUGACUGUUCCCUCUCAAUGCAUGGUCAAAACCACACCUAAAAGUCAGUUUGCCAGUGCCAUUAUCAAGCGUCCAUCUUCUCUAGGAUCAGUAAGGAGCAUCUCAAAACGUUUUGGGUUGAAAUGCUCCCAAAACUUCAAAGCAUCAAUGGCAGUGUACAAAAUUAAGCUGAUUGGACCAGAUGGUGAAGAGAAUGAGUUUGAAGCCUCUGAUGAUACAUACAUCCUAGAUGCUGCUGAGGAAGCUGGAGUUGAGCUUCCCUAUUCUUGCAGGGCUGGGGCUUGCUCUACUUGUGCUGGGAAGAUGGUGUCAGGUUCGGUAGAUCAGUCUGAUGGUUCGUUCCUGGAUGAGAAUCAAAUGAAAGACGGUUAUUUGCUGACUUGUGUUUCAUACCCAACUUCAGAUUGUGUGAUUCACACCCACAGGGAAGCUGAACUGUGCUGAGCAAUAUUGCAUUCAGAUUCAGUAGUUCAUGAAAUUUCUCUGUAAGCCUAUUAGGGAUUCCUCAUUGUGGUGAAGGUUCUUUUGGAGAUUUUGUUCUUUUUAGUUUAUCUUAUAACCACAACGUCGGUGAAUUUAUCCAUCCAGUUUUUGUUGGUAAUAACUGUUGCCCAAAUUUAUGCAAUGUGACAAUUUUAUAUAUAAAUAUUGUUCUUACCUAUA